CCGAAUUGAUCCGGUCCUUGUUCGAUCUUUUCGCGAAUAUAAGGACCAAAGAUUGGAUUGGAUACAAUCUGGUCUUGAUCCGGUCCGGUCACAAUUUGGUUUUGAAGAGUUUUUUUACCUCCUAUCCGAUCUUUAUCCGGUUUUCGGUCUGGUCCAGAAGAGUUUUUUUACCUCAAAUCUAAGCCUGAAGAUGGGAUUGGAUUGUUUGCUAUCCGAUCCCGAUCCGGUCUCGGUUUGGGUUAUAAGGUCCGGUUUUGGAUAAAACAAAAAAGUCACCCUUAAUUGUAACUAUCUCAACCAAACAAUUACCAAAACCAAACAACCCCUAAAUUUCAAGUUUUUUGUGAGAUUGUUUAGAUUGUUGAGUCUUUUUUCCAAUUAUGCCACUACCUUUUUAUGUGUGGUGCUUUCUUAUAUAAAAAAGAAAGGGUAAAAGUGACAUUUCACCCGAAAAGUAAUAUAACUUAUAUAAUUACUAUAAUAAAUAUCACAUAAACCAAACAAUGUAAAUUACAAUACACCAAUUUUCUUAUAUACACGUGUAUUAUUAUGCAUGUAUUGAUGACAAUAUAAUGCAUCCAUUUAACUAUCACCAAAUAGGGGUGGGCAACGGGAAACGGGUAUUUGGGGUAUACCCAUACCCGCCCUUUUUUUAGGGUUACAGGUACCCAAAUACCCGUAAAUUUUUGUGGUCCUCAAGUUUUGCCACCAAUUGGACGGGUAUAUACAGGUAGUUUGGGUACCCGCUAUCCGUCCUGUACGGGUAACAGGUACCCGUAAACUCAUACGGAUUUGGGAUAUGGGAUGGAGUUCUCUCUCCAAAUGGGAUUGGGUACCUGUUUCAAACGGGACGUGUAUCCCGUCCCGUCCCGUUGCCCACUCCUAUCACCAAAACCAAAUGACCCCUAGUCACUAACAGUAAAUGAGUUGAGAGUUAACGAUUCGAUUGUUUUAGCAUGAUUUAUUUUAGAUAUAUGAAAUAAGACAUUUUAUUGCUAAUACAUUUAUAAAUUGUAUAAAAUUUCAUCUCGCAUAUGAGUAAUAACUAUAACAUUACAACAAACUAACAGUUCGUACUUGAACCCAACAUAUAGUGAAAUCUCAUACACUAUACACACUCGUAUAAUAUCAAUGUUCAAUUUAGAAUUUCAAAGAUGGAAUUGGUGCAUUUUGCAAACUAAAGAGAAAAAUGACGUUGUGUAACCUCCAACCCAAAAACUUUACUACGGGUCGCGACCCGCGGGUGUGUGGCGCCCAUUAUCCUUACCGGAUUCAGGUCAACCCACAAGUCGACUGGUGGUUCACAACCUUGAAUAAUGGCAUGGCAUUGGAUUGUUGUUUUCAUUCUAUGGUUUUUAUUUUAUUGCAAUGACUAUGGAUAAAAAUUGGAAACCCUCUUGUUCAACUGAGGCUAUUGGUAAUCUAGCAGGCUGGUUGUCGAAAGAACAAAUUUGAUAUUCUAAAUGGUCACUGAGCUAUGCUAAAGUAAUAAAGUUGUCAUUCAACUUCAAAUGGUAACACCAAUCAAGAGUUUUUUCUCUGUCUCUAGAGAGCGCUCUGUCUUCUCGCUGCUCCUGCAGUGUGUGACGCUUUGACUUCCCCCAGGGAGAUCGUGAUCCUGAGGAACUUCGUUCUUUGCUUCUGAUCCCUUCUUCUUUUCUUUUCUUCUCACUAUUCUCUCUGUGUUCUGGCGGGUAGUUUUCUCUUGUCCUGUCUGAUAGUGGCGUGGAUUUUUUGCGACCUUUCGCAUUCCUGCAUUCGACAUGGAGGACGAGAUUUCCUCCAAACUCUCCGGAAUAGACUUGACAGAGGAGGAAGAAGCUCUUAUUAGUGUGGAUGAAUCGGUCAUCACUGAAGGUGUUGAAGAAGCUAUUAAGGAACUAGGAGUGGCACAGAAACUCAUUGCUGGGAAACCACCGUCGGGUAAAAUACUGAAAAAGAUACUCAGUGAAGCAUGGAAACUACAGAAGGAUUUUGACGUGCAGGUUACGAGAGAUAACAUAAUGAGGGUUCAACUAUACUGUUACGAAGACAAAAACAGAGUGCUAAGGCCCAUGGCACUUAGAACGGCAACUAAUGAUUUUCAAGGAGGUCUCUCCUAAUUUAGAGCUGAGUAAAGUUGAUUUUCCAUGGCUGAUUUCUUGGUCAGAGUACGAAAGCUUCCCCUGAAAAUAAGAAACGCACAUAUGGCAGAGAAGAUCGGGGCUAUGUUUGGAGGUUUUAUCCGUUGGGAUGAACUACACUCGGGAGUAAGUAGUGACUACAUGAGAGUCAGAGUUUCAAUAGCAGUAUCAAAACCAUUAAGAAGGAUGAUUAAGCUCCAAUGAAAAGAGGGACCUGUUUCUUACAGGAUUGGUUAUGAGAGGCUUUCCAUUUUUUGUUUUAAGUGUGGAAUUUUUGGUCACUUGAAGAAGUCAUGUCCAAAACAACUGGAGGAAGGAAACUCAAAUGAAGAACCUUAUGGGACGUGGCUUAGAGCUGAUUCUCCUUCGAGGAAAUUAUCUUUAAAGGAAAAAGAGAAAUCUCAACAACUGGUUAAGCUAUGGGAAGAGGUUCAAGCAGCAAUAUGUAGUAAGCAGAUAGAACAAAGUAUUUCAACAUAAGUGGAAAAUCAAGCAGAUGAACUAUCCAAAGGGCUAUUGAUUAUCAAUAUGAGUGACCCUAAUUCUAAUAAAGUUACGGGAGAAAAGGAAGAAGCAAGCAGAUCUAACGAGGGACAACAGGGUCACGAGAGUAGGAGUUUGGAACCUGAGAACUCCACAGAGCUUACUAAUGAAGUUGUCAGUGAGAAGAUAAAAGAUUUGAGUAAGGAGCAGGCUGGGAUAGGUUACCUGGAAAGGAAAGAUGGGAAGAAAUGGCAAAGAUUAAAUAGGAAAAUCUCUCAAAGCUUAGAAGCUGGUGAAGGAAAGAUUGAUAUGGGAAAAAGAAGAACCCCAGAUGAUAUGGAUAUUGAUGAUUCUUCUCUUAGUGAAAAACGAUCUAGACCUUUCCCCUUUUCUGAAUUGGAUGGCGAUGUGGCGGUCCUUGCCAAAGAGCAAGACCGCCGAGCCCAAUAAAGAUUAUCAGUUACAACUGCCGAGGUUUGGGAAGCUCCUCGGCAGUUGCUAAACUUAAAAAGCUUAUCAGGAAGCAAAAACCAGAUGUUCUUUUUCUUAUGGAAACAAGGAAGGAUGAGAGAGGUUGGCAAGAAGUUCAACGUAAAUUGGGCUACUCUGGAGGGUGUGGAGUGGCUGCUAGUAAUGUUAACGGAUGGAAAGCUGGAGGUCUUUGUAUGUUUUGGAAUGAGGAGGUGUCGGCAGUGAAAAUUUCUGCUUCCCUACACCAUAUUGAUGUUCUUUUAAGCUGUGAAGAGGGAGGUUAUCCUUUUACGUGGGAAAACAAUAUGGCCAAUGAAGGUUUCAUUGAGGAGAGAUUGGACAGGUGUGUGGCUAGCUGGGAGUGGAAGUCUACUUUUCCUAAUCACGAAGUUAUCCAUCUAGACAGGUGUGGUUCUGACCACUGUCCAAUUCUACUGUAUACUGCUGGGAAAGAAGAGGAAGAAAUCAAAUGGGGCUAGUAUUUCAGGAUUGAAUCCUUCUGGUUAAAAGAUCCAGAGAGUGUUAAGAUCGUCAACAAGGCCUAUAGGGACAAUCCUAAUGGGAACUAAAUGGAUAUUUUGACAAGGUGCAGAGCCGAACUCCUUAGGUGAGUAAAAGGAAAUUUGGAGA
Messenger RNA from Linum trigynum, 3707 nucleotides. Lineage: Eukaryota; Viridiplantae; Streptophyta; Magnoliopsida; Malpighiales; Linaceae. The record is from the annotation of a GenBank genome assembly.